AUGGCGGGCACGGCACGUCAUGACCGAGAGAUGGCGAUCCAGUCCAAGAGGAAGCUCACCACGGCCACCGAUCCCAUUGAAAGACUCCGACUGCAGUGCCUGGCCAGGGGCUCCGCAGGCAUCAAAGGUCUUGGCAGAGUGUUUCGAAUUAUGGAUGACAAUAACAACCGGACCCUUGAUUUCAAAGAAUUUUUGAAAGGACUAAAUGAUUAUGCUGUGGUCAUGGAAAAGGAAGAGGCAGAAGAGCUCUUCCGGAGGUUUGAUAAAGAUGGAAAUGGAACAAUAGACUUCAAUGAAUUUCUUCUCACAUUAAGACCUCCAAUGUCUAGAGCCAGGAAAGAGGUAAUUAUGCAAGCUUUUAGGAAGUUAGACAAGACCGGAGAUGGAGUUAUAACUAUUGAAGAUCUUCGUGAAGUGUAUAAUGCGAAACACCAUCCUAAGUACCAAAAUGGAGAAUGGACCGAAGAACAAGUAUUCAGGAAGUUUCUGGAUAACUUUGAUUCACCCUAUGACAAAGAUGGAUUGGUGACCCCCGAGGAGUUUAUGAACUACUAUGCAGGGGUGAGCGCAUCCAUUGACACUGAUGUGUAUUUCAUCAUCAUGAUGAGAACUGCCUGGAAGCUCUAA
This is a messenger RNA of Prionailurus viverrinus (fishing cat), 627 nucleotides long. It is a transcript of the gene CAPSL, whose product is annotated as calcyphosine like. The coding region runs from base 1 to 627 and encodes 208 amino acids. Gene Ontology annotation, molecular function: calcium ion binding. NCBI's taxonomy places the organism in Eukaryota, Metazoa, Chordata, Mammalia, Carnivora, Felidae. The transcript has 4 exons. The record is from RefSeq and is a predicted model, not a curated record.